GAUCACAUGAUUCUUUCAGCUAUUGGGUUGAUGAACAAUCUCCUGUGGGACCAGACCAAGCCACAGCCAUCAAACGUUUGGCCAGAAUUUCCUUGGUUAGAAAGAUUAUGAAGAAAUGGAUCCACUCAGCAUUUGAAGCCAAACUUUGUUCUGUUGAAUGUGUAGAAUAUGUGACAUUACAGUAUAUGUGGGAGAAGAAACACCAGGUUCUCAUAUUUUACCACCACCCUUUGUAUGAGGAAUACUCCUUCCUGUGGCCAGGUAAUAAAAUGCCAGCACCAUGGGCUAAUACAACUAAUGUACACAAACUGUUACAGUUCCUGGAGACCACACUUGAAGAACGAAGUCGUUAUGGGACUUUUCAUGUUUCUCAAGCAAUUCUCACACCUCGUGUGAAAACUAUUGCACGGCAUCUAAUUCGUGGUCUGAAGAACACACUUGUUCAAAGGAACCUGCCCAUGAUUUUGAAUUGGGUGAAAACACAGAAGCCUGGUGUUAUGGGUGUUAACAUAAUUACAUCAGACUUCGUGGAGCUGGUUGACUUUGCUGCCACAGUUAUUGCAUUGAACGACCUCCUUUUAGAAGAGGAUGAAUCUACCUCUAAGUCUUGAUUGCUGUGUCCCACCUGUGGUCUUCAGUGAACAUCUCUGAACUAUGCUAAAUGUUUU
Acanthisitta chloris (rifleman) is the source of this 668-nucleotide messenger RNA. RefSeq names its product phosphatidylinositol-specific phospholipase C, X domain containing 3 (gene PLCXD3). Gene Ontology annotation, biological process: lipid metabolic process. The transcript has 4 exons. The record is from RefSeq and is a predicted model, not a curated record. Lineage: Eukaryota; Metazoa; Chordata; Aves; Passeriformes; Acanthisittidae. Gene Ontology annotation, molecular function: phosphoric diester hydrolase activity. The annotation marks the transcript as partial.